AUGACAAAUACGACUCUACGUCCUAUGACAGAUCUUAUCCAUCGAAGAUUUCCGAAGACAAGUAUUAUAAAACCAAUAGAUUUACAUGAUUCUUUUGAAGAUAUUUAUACUGAUGAUAAUAAUCAUCAAAAUUCAUCAUCAAAUAUUGAUCCAUCAAGACAAACAAUAACAACAAGUUAUCAAUCGCAUAAUACCGUUAUAUACAGAUCAAACAAUAAUAUUAAUAAUAAUCAAAUAUCAUCAGAAAAUAUAUGUGAUAAAUCUAUAUCAUCGGCUUAUGAAUUUUCUUCUCAUACUACAUAUAAAAAUUCGAUUGGUAGUACUGACAUAAUUCGUUCACAUUCUCCUGAACCUUUUAGUAAUCAAAAAACUCCAUCAUUUAAACCAAUCGGAUUACGUCCGUCAUGCUCACUUAACGGUAUUUCACGCAUUCAAUUAGAUCCUAAAUUAACUGAUGAUAGUGGUAUAUAUGCAACACCAGCUACUUCUACACCAAUAUCAUCACCAAUAUUGUCACCAUCUAUUCAAUAUGAAAUAGUACCUAUCGUUGGACAACAAAAACGAGUACUAAUGGCAAAUCGUUAUAAUUUUGAUCAAAAAAAAAUAGAUGAAUAUUUAAAUCAAAAACUUAAGAAAAAUCCAAAAUUGACAAACGUAAGACAAGCAAGUGGACAAAGUUCAGCUGGUAAUUCGCCAACUAAACCAUUUAAAAAUAUCUUUUCAUUUUUUAAAAAAUCUUCAAAAACUUCUUCUCCUCCUGAUGUAUUAAUUAGUCAACCAAUAGUGCGUCAUCAUUCAUCAGCAGAUCAAAUAACUAAAAAUUUUUGA
Rotaria sp. Silwood1 is the source of this 828-nucleotide messenger RNA. The record is from the annotation of a GenBank genome assembly. Lineage: Eukaryota; Metazoa; Rotifera; Eurotatoria; Philodinida; Philodinidae.